This is a messenger RNA of Aquila chrysaetos chrysaetos, 2027 nucleotides long. RefSeq names its product zinc finger CCCH-type containing 15 (gene ZC3H15). The record is from RefSeq and is a predicted model, not a curated record. Gene Ontology annotation, cellular component: cytosol. Gene Ontology annotation, biological process: cytoplasmic translation. NCBI's taxonomy places the organism in Eukaryota, Metazoa, Chordata, Aves, Accipitriformes, Accipitridae. The coding region runs from base 129 to 1421 and encodes 430 amino acids. Gene Ontology annotation, molecular function: metal ion binding; mRNA binding. The transcript has 10 exons.
CCGGGAUCCGUUGCGCCUCCCCGGCGGCGGCGGCGCUGUCCCGUCCCGCUCCGCUCCGCCCCGCCCCGCCCUCCCCGCGGCCCUGAGAGCCCCCGAGCGAGAGCCGAGGCCGCUCCGCCCUCCCCGCCAUGCCCCCCAAGAAGCAGCAGCAGCCGGCGGGGGGCAGCAAGAAGGCGGACCAGAAGAAGAAGGAGAAGAUCAUCGAGGACAAAACAUUUGGCCUGAAGAAUAAAAAAGGUGCGAAACAACAGAAAUUUAUCAAGGCUGUGACUCACCAGGUAAAAUUUGGUCAGCAAAAUCCACGUCAGGCUGCUCAAACAGAAAGUGAGAAGAAAUUAAAAAAAGAAGAUAAGAAAAAAGAAUUACAAGAACUAAAUGAACUCUUCAAGCCUGUGGUUGCUGCACAGAAAAUUAGCAAAGGUGCUGACCCCAAAUCUGUAGUUUGUGCUUUCUUCAAGCAAGGACAAUGCACUAAAGGAGACAAGUGCAAGUUUUCUCAUGAUUUGUCUUUGGAAAGGAAGUGUGAAAAACGAAGUGUCUACAUUGAUGCAAGAGAUGAAGACCUUGAAAAAGAUACAAUGGAUAACUGGGAUGAGAAGAAGCUGGAAGAAGUGGUGAACAAGAAGCAUGGUGAGGCGGAAAAGAAAAAACCCAAAACUCAAAUAGUCUGCAAAUACUUCCUUGAUGCUAUUGAAAACAACAAAUAUGGAUGGUUUUGGGUCUGUCCAGGCGGAGGAGACAACUGCAUGUAUCGCCAUGCUCUCCCUCCAGGUUUUGUAUUAAAAAAAGACAAAAAGAAGGAGGAAAAGCAAGAUGAAAUUUCUUUAGAAGAUCUAAUAGAAAAAGAGCGUGCUGCCUUAGGACCAAAUGUUACCAAAAUUACUCUAGAGUGUUUUAUUGCAUGGAAGAGAAGAAAAAGACAAGAAAAAAUUGAUAAGGCUGAGCAAGAUAUGGAGAGGAGGAAAGCAGAUUUUAAAGCUGGCAAAGCAUUAGUGAUUAGUGGACGUGAAGUAUUCGAGUUCCGACCAGAGUUGGUUGAUGCAGAUGAUGAAGAAGCAGAUGACACUCAUUAUAUUCAAGGAACAGGAGAUGAUGAUGAGAUGGAAGACCCCGUGUGCAUAAAUGAUGUCGAUUUGAACCUCUAUGUCCCAAAGGCUGUAGAUGAGACUGGUAUUACUGUGGCUAGUCCUGAGCGAUUCAGCACAUACAGUUCAAUAGAAAAAGAUGAUAAUAAAUUAAAUGAAGCUUCUGGUGGUGAUAUAAACAGCAGUGAGCAAAAUGAUUUAGAGGAAGAUAAUGAUGGCGAUGGGGAGUUGGAAAAUGGCAUAAUUGAUGCAGUUCCAGUUGAUGAAAAUCUUUUUACUGGAGAGGACUUGGAUGAACUAGAAGAAGAACUAAACACUCUUGAUUUAGAAGAAUGAAUUAAAACAUCAAGUGAGGAGUUAAAUCUAUGUGACAAAGUGAAAACUGACUAUGUUUUUUUUCUCCUUUUUGAAUAGAAUUCUUUAACAGGAUGUUUAUGGUUACCCAGCUGAUUCUGAUGGGCACAUCAUAUACCAGGAAUAUUUUCCUUCAAUCUCAUCUACUCCAAUCUUGACUAUGCUCACAGUAAAAUAUUCAGAGUAGUUCAGAAUUACCUGACAGCUGAAUUUGCAGAAAAUGAGAUUAUAACUUUCAACUAAAAGUAGGAAGUGUAACUGCUUUGCCAGUAUGCAAGUAUAAGUGGGCAAUUGGAUACCAGGUGCAGUAGAUAAAUCAAAGAAAGUAUACAUUCUUCACCAGAACUGCAUUUUUAUUAGUGAUUGUGUUUAGAAACUGCCUGAAGUGUUUUUAGGCAGUAUACUCUAAUGGAGCUGAUGCAGAUUAUGCUUCUUUAAGUGGUGAUUAGCUUUAUUUGAUCAGCUGGAUACUGAAGAUUGUGAACUGAUACAUCAUACAAUACAAUACGGUGCCCUCUGUUUAAAAUGUUUUAAACUCCCACCGCCUUUUGCCAACAAAACUGUAAAUAAAAACUAUCAACUUUAAAA